Messenger RNA from Cylicocyclus nassatus, 315 nucleotides. The record is from the annotation of a GenBank genome assembly. Lineage: Eukaryota; Metazoa; Nematoda; Chromadorea; Rhabditida; Strongylidae.
AUGACUUUGGAAAAUUAUGAAAGGGCGAAGGAGUACUUCGAAGCAGCGGAAGCUAAGCUCCAAGAAGAUUUGGAGGGAGAUCUGUGCGAUUCGAAACUUUCUUCCUAUGUCAUCACUAUGAGAUACAACCUCGCUAGAUGUUUGGAACACUUGUGCUUGUUCGAAGACGCUGAAGUUUUAUACAAAGGCAUUUUGAGAGAAGAAGAAAAUUACACGGAUUGUUAUCUACGUCUCGGAUGUCUUGCGCGCGAUCGAGGGCAGAUUUAUGAAUCAUCGGUGUGGUUCAAAGAAGCGAUAUCCGUUACUGUUGUAUAA